AUGGACCCUGCGCAGUUCAAGUUAUUGCUCUCACUUCUGCCAAAGGUGCCCCUGAUAACACGGGUGGCCCUGCUUCACGUCCUACAUCUAUCGAAGCCCGCCAGAUACCUCGAUUUAAGGAGUGAGCUCAUUGUCGCUGUCCUCCGCUCGUAUCUCAUGGCCAGCAAACCGCGAUCCAUCACAUCAUCCCAAAAGCUUGCAAAUCGGGAUAAUGGCGUCAAGGGUAGAAUAUGGGUUUCAACUUAUGCCAGUCCUGCUUCCUCCGAGACGGACGUCCGCGACGCGGUUGUAGGCACGAUACAAUCGCUCCGAACACCGGGCACGCCAGAAAUCAAUCUUAGACUGCCAGACCUUGUGCCUGUUGAGGCUGAAUGGACCGGCUACCGUGCCGGCGCCACUUCCGAAUCGAAACCGCCGGCAAUCGGAGAAAAAGAGAAGUUCGAUGAACUGAUGAGAGAGGUCACAAACCCUCUGACCGUCUUGUAUCUUCACGGAGGAGCGUACUAUCUUUGCGAUCCAGCGACUCAUCGACCUGCCACCAAGAAAAUAGCCAAGCUGACGGGCGGGCGUCUUUACUCUGUCCGCUACCGGCUGGCUCCGCAGCAUCCCUUCCCUGCAGCCCUAAUGGAUGCUCUUGUCUCUUACUUGACGUUGUUGUAUCCUCCACCCGAUGCCUAUCAUGAGGGAGUUGAGCCGAAGCACAUCGUCGUAGCCGGUGACAGCGCAGGGGGUAAUUUGAGCUUAGCCUUGCUGCAGCUGCUGCUGGAGUUGCGCAGGCAGAAGCGGAAGAUACAAUGGCUUGGGGAGGAACGCGAAAUACCACUGCCCAGCGGUUUGGCCCUCAACUCGCCAUGGAUGGAUAUCACGCAAAGCUCCCCGAGCUGGGAAUCCAACUGGGAGUUUGACUACCUGCCAAAGGCCUCCGUAUAUGCCGAGUACAACCCACCGCCGUGCGAAGCCUGGCCAGCAAAACCCCCACGCGCUAGCAUUUAUGCCGAUGACGAUCUCAUCGCGCACCCGCUCGUGACUCUCGUCAUGAACAAGAGCUGGACAGGUUCGCCGCCUGUCUUCAUUUGCACGGGGUGGGAGCUGUUAGCGGACGAGGACAGGUACAUGGCGCGCAAGCUGAGAGAAGACGGCGUGCCCGUGGUAUUCGAAGAGUAUGAGGGAAUGCCACACUGCUUUGCCCUGAUCUUGGCCAAGAUUCCCAACGCUAAGCGUUGCUUUGAGGGUUGGACUGGUUUCAUGAAGACGGUUACCAGCAAUCCGGAGAGCAUAUCGUCCAAGGCAACCACUGUCAAGGCCAAGUCAUUGGAGGAAGUUCCUCGCGAGUUCGUGUCGCUCAGCACGCUGAGUGACGAGGAGAUACAAAAGAGAGUCCUUCAAAAGAAAGACGAGAGCUUGAACUCUACACCGGAGGCAGUCCCAAAACUGUAA
Molecule: messenger RNA, 1437 nt
Organism: Colletotrichum chrysophilum
Lineage: Eukaryota; Fungi; Ascomycota; Sordariomycetes; Glomerellales; Glomerellaceae
Exons: 2
Coding region: 1-1437 (478 amino acids)
Molecular function (GO): hydrolase activity
Source: RefSeq, a predicted model, not a curated record